CCGGCGCGAUCCCCUCGGAGCCGAGCGGAGCGGAGCGGCGCGGCCAGCCUGCGAGCCGGCGGAGUCCUCGCUGCUCUCCGGUCCCUGCCCGCGCUCCGGACCUUGGCCGCCCCGAGCGGACCCUGGAGCAAAAUGAUGAUUCAGCACCCAGGCCAGGUCUCUGCCUCGGAAGUCAGUGCCUCCGCCAUCGUCCCCUGCCUGUCCCCUCCUGGGUCACUGGUGUUUGAGGAUUUCGCUAACCUGACACCCUUUGUCAAGGAGGAGCUGAGGUUUGCCAUCCAGAACAAGCACCUUUGCCACCGGAUGUCCUCAGCGCUCGAGUCGGUCACGGUCAACAACAGAGCCCUGGAGACGCCAGCCAGAAAAGCGGAGGUAGCUCCGGAAGAAGAUGAGAGGAAAAAAAGGCGACGGGAAAGGAAUAAGAUUGCAGCUGCCAAGUGCCGCAACAAGAAAAAGGAGAAGACAGAGUGCCUGCAGAAAGAGUCAGAGAAGCUGGAGAGUGUGAAUGCCGAGCUCAAGGCCCAAAUUGAGGAGCUGAAGAAUGAGAAGCAGCACUUGAUAUACAUGUUGAACCUGCACCGGCCCACGUGCAUCGUCCGGGCGCAGCACGGGAGGACCCCGGAAGAUGAGAGGAACCUCUUCAUCCAGCAGCUCAAAGAAGGAACACUGCAGAGCUAAGCAGCGUGGAGGGGGCAAGUUGGGAGUCCUCACUGAUCCUCCUUUUCCAUCCAGAACUCUGAAGCCAUUGGAAAGCUGACUUCCUGUGCACCUCUAAAAUCCCAGCAGCUGAGAUCCACCGGGGCAGGAGGGCCCAUGACUGCGCUAGGCCACCCCACUCUGCCCCAGGGGGACCGUGGACCAGGGCAAGGGCAUCCUUUUCCUUAUCCAACUCCAGGACUUAGGCUUCACACCGGCCAGCCAUAGGUGUUCCAGGUGGCCCCGGGCUGGGGUCGUGCCCGUGUCUGUCUGGGUUCCAUGCAAGUCACGAAGCCCCCCACUGGCGCCCAUGCAGAGGUGUUGAACCUCGGUGGGUGGGGUGGGACCAUCUCCUCCACAAUGGCCAUCACUGUCGCUCCCAGGGGACAUGGAGUAAGAAUGUCUUAUCUAAGCUGUGUAAUGGCCAGCGGUGUGCUUUCUAGCGAGCAUGCUGUGGUGACCUGGAAGGACUGUGCACACGGCGUCCGUUUCAAACCAGGCACUGUGCUCUAGACGUGGCUUCCACAACACUGCUGUGACUGUGCCAGGACUUUCCUGACACCAGGCUUCAGGGAGCUUGGGGAUCUGUCUCCGUGGGCAUUGCCUCACAGAGGUGUUUGGGAGGCCAAUGUGAGCUUGCCAGUCUGGGGAGAGCAGAAUCGGCCUGCUGGCCAGCCAUGCCACUUUGUGCCCGGGUUCCCACAUUAAGGAAGAGUCCACGGGCAUGACAACAGGUCGUCAGUUGCAAACUCAGUUACAAUGUCACAGGAAGAAAGCAGAACAAGUUUAACUUCCAAAGGGUUAGGACUCUCUACUCAGUGACAGGGCAGGAGUUAUUUCUAGGCCAGAAGAUCCAAAAUAUCUUCCAUUUCCCUUUCCCUGUGGUCAGUAACCGCAAGUGGAGAUGUUUGAAGCUGGCUGGUGUCCCGGCUUUAGCAUUAUUGGGUGUUGAUGGUGUUGAUUUUGUCACGUAGUUGUUUUGGCCCAGAGCAUUUGUGACUGGGAGAUAACUCCCAUUAGCCACUGGGACUUUGGCUACUGUUAAAAUUCUGAUGUUUCUGUGAAAUCCUCAGAGUGUUUGAUUCUACUCAAUAGUAUUGUUACAAUUUUCUGUAAGAGGAAAUAUUACUUAUUUAUCCUGGUAGUCCAACCUGGCAGUCUAAUAAAUAUAAGAACCUAGACAUGGUA
This is a messenger RNA of Jaculus jaculus (lesser Egyptian jerboa), 1884 nucleotides long. RefSeq names its product activating transcription factor 3 (gene Atf3). Lineage: Eukaryota; Metazoa; Chordata; Mammalia; Rodentia; Dipodidae. The coding region runs from base 133 to 678 and encodes 181 amino acids. The record is from RefSeq and is a predicted model, not a curated record. Gene Ontology annotation, cellular component: nucleus. The transcript has 4 exons. Gene Ontology annotation, biological process: regulation of transcription by RNA polymerase II. Gene Ontology annotation, molecular function: RNA polymerase II cis-regulatory region sequence-specific DNA binding; DNA-binding transcription factor activity, RNA polymerase II-specific.